Telopea speciosissima is the source of this 978-nucleotide messenger RNA. RefSeq lists its product as uncharacterized. Bases 1 to 978 code for a protein of 325 amino acids. The record is from RefSeq and is a predicted model, not a curated record. NCBI's taxonomy places the organism in Eukaryota, Viridiplantae, Streptophyta, Magnoliopsida, Proteales, Proteaceae. The transcript has a single exon.
AUGGUAACUUAUGUCUUGGUUUAUGUAGAUGACAUACUGGUUACAGGGAACCAGCCUGCGCACAUCACUGCUCUACUCCAACAGCUUGCUUCGGAGUUCUCCAUCAAGGACCUUGGUCGUUUGAAUUUCUUUCUGGGUUUUGAGGCCACAUAUCAGCCAGAUGAGGUUAUUCUGUCUCAAACCCGUUACAUUACCAAUCUCUUACAACGAGCUGGCAUGGUGGACUGCAAACCAGUUCUCACACCGAUGGCCACCACCAAUAAAGCCUCCUCUACAGGGGGUGUCGCACACUCAGAUCCGACUCAAUACAGGUCUAUCGAUGGUACACUUCAGUAUAUUACCCUAACCCGUCCUGAUGUAGCCUUCUCAGUGAACCGGGUGUGCCAGUUCAUGCACAACCCAACUAAAGACUAUUGGUCCAUGGAGAAAAGGAUUCUACGCUAUCUCAAGCAUACUAUUAAAUAUGGCCUUCGCAUCACAAAAUCCUCUUCUCAGGAUCUUCAGGCUUUCACUGAUGCUGAUUGGGCGGGUGAUGGUGAUGAUAAAAAAUCUACAGGUGGAUAUGCAAUCUAUAUGGGCCCGAAUUUGAUCUCUUGGGCCUCGAAGAAACAGAAGACAGUUGCCCGGUCAUCCACUGAAUCAGAAUAUAAAGCACUUGCUGAUGCCUGUGCCGAGCUGACUUGGCUCCAGUCUCUAUUUGGCGAACUCAGUCUGUCCACGACCCAGGCCCCGGUGUUAUGGUGCGACAACAUUAGAGCCACUUAUCUCUCCGCCAAUCCGGUCUUUCAUGCCUGCACCAAGCACAUAGAGAUCGACUUCCAUUUUGUGCGUGAUAAAGUUGCCAAAAAGGAACUUCAGGUCCGAUUUAUUUCCACAAAAGACCAGAUUGCGAACAUUAUGACUAAGGGGCUCGGUACGACACGUUUUUCUUUCCUUCAGAACAAGCUAAAGAUUAGAUCUCUUAAAUCUUCAUCUUAA